Molecule: messenger RNA, 1823 nt
Organism: Scleropages formosus (Asian bonytongue)
Lineage: Eukaryota; Metazoa; Chordata; Actinopteri; Osteoglossiformes; Osteoglossidae
Gene: fitm2
Product: fat storage inducing transmembrane protein 2
Exons: 2
Coding region: 44-820 (258 amino acids)
Biological process (GO): phospholipid biosynthetic process; lipid droplet organization; lipid storage
Cellular component (GO): endoplasmic reticulum membrane
Molecular function (GO): coenzyme A diphosphatase activity
Source: RefSeq, a predicted model, not a curated record
UGCACUCGCGAGCCUGCUUCUAUUUCAAAGGGUUGUAGUCGCUAUGGAAGCCUUAAAUAUAUUAGUGAAAAAACUGGUGGCCUUUUGGAAGAUAACGGCCGUCCGCCGGAAUUUAUGGCGCGUCUUCCUCUUUAUUUCAUUCACGGGAUCACUGAUAAAGAAUUUCGACAUAGUGCCGGAGUCCUAUUUCAGUAACAGCAAAAAUGUUCUGAACGUGUACUUUGUCAAAGUCUCCUGGGCCUGGCACCUUUUCUUGCUGCUCCCUUUCAUCGCUCUCUCCAACUCGCACAACAGACAUUGGAGCUUUGUGCUCCAGCGGCUUAGUUCACAACUGGUGUCUACAGCCAUCUGGUACAUCUUCACUGGGCUCUUCUUUUAUAUCGAAGAUGUCACAGGUGUCUGCUCUGAGUCUCAUUCCCCGUUGGUUUCCCGUGGAGAAUUUACGUCAAAGGCCGAGUGCCAGAAGGCUGGUUUCCGAUGGGAGGGAUACGAUAUCUCUGGACAUUCCUUUAUUCUAUCAUACUCUACCCUUGUGAUUGCCGAGGAACUUGUGCCAAUGGUUUCCCUGAAGGAAGACAUGCGCAGGCAGAGCCGCACAAGCAUUGUCCUCGAUCUCCUGUAUGUGGCCCUAAAUGCCAUCGUAACAGUUUGGAUUUGGAUGUUUGGGUGCACAUCUGUGUAUUUCCAUGACAUAACUCAAAAGCUCUUCGGGACAGCCUUUGGACUGGUAGCAUGGUACAUCACAUACCGGGUAUGGUACCUAAACCCUUUCUCACCAGGCCUUCCUCCUCAACGGAGACCUUGUAAACAACAUGCUUAGGCCUGUGGCACUGGAAUUAUACCAACACUACAUGUACUGCAAUCUGCCUCCUUAAUGGGUCCACGUUGACCAUUUCUUGGUAUUUGUCACCCCCUCAGCAGUCAUUCAAGAUUAGAUUGUGGUCCCCAUUUGGUCCCCAACAGCUGUCAUCCUUAGUGUGUAAAAUGAGAGCGGGAUGCUGACACUGUACCUCCAGAGAUUUACGGAUCAUUCUGAUUGUCCCUUUCAUUGUUCCAUUUACUGGAUAUGCAUACAGGUACUGUAACAAUCUGCAAAUAAAGCAGUCACUUUUUAUAAAUAUUUUAGAAGUCAUUUUGCAGAAAUCUAGGACAUGUAGACCUUUUUGUGCUGUGCUAACAUAAGCCCAAACCUGCUUGUCUUCUAAAAGACAGGAGGAUUAUGUUGAUUAUGUUAGCAGAUGUAAUCAAUUCCAGGAGCUGUGAAUAUGCAGCUCCAAACAAGUUUAAGUUCUUGGCACAAACCAAAUCCAUUACUACAUGUUUUAAGUUUGUACAUUAGUUUUUACUGUCAACAAUGUUGUUUUUGCAGUAUAGCUGUUCUAAGCAAAAGCAUGCAACUGCAUACCUGCAUGUCUUUUUUUAUUUUACAAAAAAAACUGUUGCUGAAUGUUAAUUUAAAAUUCCCUCAAAAUAUUUAUAAGGAUGCUGUCCACAAGUAAUGUUUAAUUCUAACUUAGGUGAGAUAUUUGAAGUGAACUCAGAUUUAUAAUCAGGGCCCUGAGAAUCACUGUUCUUGUUGCAUUGUGUUAUUUUAUUGUCCUGUUGGAAUACAUAAAAAUACGCAGAAUGUGUCUCUAAUAAUUCCAAGCUGCUGCCAAACAUGAGAAGUUGGGGAAAAAACAAAACAAACUAGUGGCCAUAAAAUGUGUGCAGUGAAAACUGAAGCCAUUAACUGACAGUUAAGCAUAAAUCAUUGGUAUUUGUAUUAUAAAGCGUGUCAUAAUAAUAAUAUUUACAUCACGUCAAUUAUUUAGGGGAAACCA